This is a messenger RNA of Mytilinidion resinicola, 924 nucleotides long. RefSeq lists its product as uncharacterized. Bases 112 to 924 code for a protein of 270 amino acids. The transcript has 2 exons. The record is from RefSeq and is a predicted model, not a curated record. Lineage: Eukaryota; Fungi; Ascomycota; Dothideomycetes; Mytilinidiales; Mytilinidiaceae.
CUCCUCGAUUCCCAUCCCGAUUCAUAUAUAUCACCGCCCCAACCCUUCGGCCAUGCGUUCCUCUAUCGCAUUCCUGUUCAAUUGCAAAGCCAGCUACCUUCUUGAACAACAAUGGCCGCCAUGAUCCCCGCCGACGACCAAGCAAACUACGAAAUCUUCCGCGACUGCGUCUCUGAGCCUGUCUUGCGCAUUUUAGCUGCACCGCCUAAGAAGGAGCCGAAGAAGCGGAGGAAGGAGAAACGGAUCAAGAAGGGAUCUAAAGCCAUAGAUGGUGACCAGACCGGAGGACUCGACAAGCCAGACGAGGAACCGAACGAUGCUGAAGACUUGGGCGAAUUCAUAGACUACCUCUCCCACGACAUCUUCACCUCCCUCCCCGCCUCCCUUCGCUCCCUAAACCACGCCCUCUACACCAAAUCCCCCUCCCUGCAGUCCACCUACGCCCUCCCCCUCUCCGCCUCCACCCUCGCCUCGAUCGUAGCUUCCGUCCCCGUCUCCAUCGCCGACUCCCUAACCUCCUACGCCCUCAUCACCUCGCCCCACUACAACCCGUCCGUCGACCUGCCCCCUUUCCUCGCCCCCAUCCUAUCCGCCUACAUCACCACGGCCACCGCCGCGCCCCCUCCCUACGCCUCGACGCGCGCCGACGCCUGCGAGCUGUGUGGCAGGAGCUGGAUCCCACUGACGUACCAUCAUCUGAUCCCCAAGAGCACGCAUGCGCGGGUCCUGAAGCGCGGGUGGCACAAGGAGGAGGCGCUGGGGAGCGUGGCGUGGUUGUGUCGAGCGUGUCACUCGUUUGUGCAUCGGUGCGCGGGGAACGAGGAGUUGGCGAGGGAGUGGUAUACGGUGGAGUUGUUGAUGGGGAGGGAGGAUGUGGGGGACUGGGUUCAGUGGGUGGGAAGGGUGAGGUGGAAGAAGGCAUAG